CAUGUAACUGAAGUCCACUCCUCACACACCCCUCCCAAGUUUUCUUAUGCAACUGUAAUCAGGGUUUAACUUCUGCUGAACAAGAGCACCAAACUGUUCAUGCAAAGAGAGCGGAGGCUGUGUUUUUCCCACCCUGCGAGGACUUUAAGUAAACCGAUGGGGACCGUCACCGGAGCGUUUCUCGUUUUCCUGCUGUGUGUGCACCUCCCAGCUGGACCCACCGUUCAAGCUGGAAGGAUCCUGGUGUUCCCGGUGGACGGCAGCCACUGGCUCAACAUGAACCUGCUCAUUCAGAGCCUUCACGCCAAAGGUCACGAGGUCACCGUGGUCCGCACUGCCACCAGCUGGUAUGUGAAAGAAAACGCCCCUCAUUACCGCUCCAUCACCGUCAGUCUACCGGAAGCUAUUUCCAUAGAAGAAGAGGACUUCUUUGUAACGUUUUUGGUCAAGAUGCUUGAGAUUAGGAGGCAGGGUGGGUCUGUGAUGGGCUUUGUGAAUUUCUACUGGGAGAUGCUCACAGCGCUGUCAAACAUCCACCGGCAGGCCAGCAUGAUGGCUGUGGAGAUAUUUGAGAACCGAACUCUGCUGCAGAGCAUCCAGGACUCUCAGUUUGACGUGGUUCUCGUGGACCCCGGGAUACCUGUGGGGGUUGUGGUGGCUCACCAACUGAAGCUGCCGACCGUUUUCAAUGUCAGAUGGAUCACCAGUGGGGAGGGUCAUUUUGUGGUGGCCCCCUCUCCCACGUCGUACGUUCCGAUUUCUGGCCACGCCGUCACUGACAAGAUGACAUUUUUGGAAAGGACCAAAAACACUUUUUUUUACUUCUUCAACACGUGCAUAGACAAGCUGAUUGUAUGUCCUCACUAUGACGCGUUAGUGGAAAGGUACUUUGGGCGGAAUGUGAGCUUCAAUCACCUUCUACAAGGGGCCGACUUCUGGCUCAUGCGGGUGGACUUUGUCUUUGAGUUCCCGCGGCCGACCAUGCCCAACGUCGCUUACAUCGGUGGAUUUCAGUGUAAGCCGUCUAAGCCUUUACCGUCAGAGCUGGAGGACUUUGUCCAAAGUUCAGGAGAGCACGGCUUCAUCCUCAUGUCUCUAGGGACACUAGUUAAAGGGCUUCCUCAUGAAAUCACCUCCGAAAUAGCCGCUGCUUUUGCACAACUUCCACAGAAGGUGAUAUGGAGACAUGUCGGGGAACGGCCCAACAACUUGGGCAACAACACCCUCCUGGUGAAGUGGAUGCCGCAGAACGACCUGUUAGGUCACCCCAAAGUGAAAGCCUUUGUUGCUCAUUGUGGUACUAAUGGCAUCUAUGAGUCCAUCUACCACGGCGUGCCCAUCGUAGGCAUCCCCCUGCUGUUUGACCAGUUUGAGAACGUUUUGCGACUGGAAGCGCGAGGUGCAGCGAAGGGCGUCGAUGCAGCCAAGCUGGACCGCCAGAGCUUCCUGGAAGCGCUGCAACAGGUUCUCAACAACCCGUCCUACAGAAACAACAUGAGGCGUCUGUCGUCCCUCCAUCGGGAUCAGCCCAUGCAUCCUCUGGACACCGCCGUCUACUGGGUCGAGUACGUCAUGCGGCACAAGGGAGCUGCGCAUUUACGAACAGAGUCCUACAAGAUGCCCUGGUAUUCCUAUCAUUCUGUGGAUGUUAUUUCCCUUUUAUUCGCAAUCGUGUCGAUGCUCAUAGCUGCUGUGGUUGGGUUCAUGCGGUUCCUGUGUCUCAGGAUGUGCAGGAGGAGGAAACCAAAGCAGGAGUGAGUCCGUCUGUAAUCUUUUUCAAAUGAACUGUUAAACAUAGUGGGAGGAGCCUGGAAACACAACGCCCCACCCCCCACAGCCCAAGAUGUUAUCGACCAUUUGUUUCUCCAGAAAUCCCAGCCUGUGAUGGAGGCUUCUGGCUUCAAAAAUAUCUUCUUUUCUGGAAAAAUCCACCAAUGCAUGUUUAAUCUGGAAUGCCGUCUGUAACUGAAAAAAAAAAAAGAAAUGAAAAUGGUUUCCUGUUUGAUUAUCUUAAAGUGUCUUUACAGUUAUUACGUAGUCAUCAGCAAACUUUGUGUUAUUUAACAAAUGAGAUAUUUUCAAAAGGUGCCUGAUUUGUGUGGUGACAUAAUAAACUGCAGACCUUUUAGUGAUGCUGAAACACAUUUGACAGCAUAGCUGGAGCUUUUGGAUUCUUGUAUGUUUGACUCGAUUGCAGGUGAGUGAAAGAGCUCAAACACAUAUGCGCUGUGUUGAACAUGUAUUCGUAGAUGUCUGGCUGUCUGCACAUCUGGGAGCGUUUUGGACUCCACACAAACUUAAAAAAUAGUUUGUUUUUUACAAAAGCCAACUUUAGAGUCAUCUGAACAACUUUAAAUAAAGAACUUCCUGUUUUCAGA
Oryzias latipes (Japanese medaka) is the source of this 2378-nucleotide messenger RNA. Its product is annotated as UDP-glucuronosyltransferase 2B15. Gene Ontology annotation, molecular function: UDP-glycosyltransferase activity. Lineage: Eukaryota; Metazoa; Chordata; Actinopteri; Beloniformes; Adrianichthyidae. The record is from RefSeq and is a predicted model, not a curated record.